AUGCAAGCUCUCUGGGGAUUAAAAAACGACGACGGUACAUCCUGGGACUGGGACCAACAACUUCCACCUACGGCCAUAGACUUUUGGCAAACUUACCACUCACAGCUUGUUCUGCUCAACGACCUUCGUAUAGACCGCUGCAUUCUAUGCUCGAAUCCCUCAACAGUGCAACUGCACAUCUUUUCCGACGCGUCUGAGCGUGCCUACGGCGCAUGUGCCUACAUCCGUUCAACAAAUUCAUCUGGUGUCAACGUCGCACUUCUAACAGCAAGAUCCAAGGUAGCACCUCUAAACCGCCAAAGCAUUCCUCGCCUCGAACUCUGCGGAGCUCAAAUUGCCUCGGAGUUGUAUAAGAAGAUCAUCACAUCGCUUCAACGUCCUCUCGAAACUUUCUUCUGGGUCGACUCAACCACCGUCAUCCACUGGCUCAAAUCACCACCGUCCACUUGGGUAACAUUCGUCGCUAAUCGAGUCUCGAAAAUACAACUGGCCACCGAAACCUGUUCUUGGAACCACGUCCCGGGAUCGGAAAACCCAGCUGACUUGAUAUCACGGGGCAUGCCAGCAGACGCCCUUCUUCAAGAUAACCUAUGGUGGAAGGGGCCAGACUGGCUGAAACACGACGCUCAUCAAUGGCCAUCGCAACAAAUUACUCCGAUUCAAAACGCCGACAUUCUCCGAGAAAUCAGAAAAACACCAGUCACCGUAAUCACCGCAGCAUCUGCAGAAUCAUUCAUCGACGAACUCACCGGUCGAUUCUCCUCCUUUCGUCGGAUGAUUCACACCAUCGCCUUUUGUAGACGGGUCAGCAGAAACCGCAGGGCCGAAAUAGCAACAACAUCCAGCAGCAAAGUUCUCACAUGCGAGGAAAUCGAAGAAGCGGAACACGUACUCAUCUCGCUCGUUCAACAACAAGCCUUCAGCAGCGAAUGGAUCAACCUACAAAAGGGGAAAUCUGUCCCGACAAGGUCUCGCAUCAGAUGGUUCCAUCCGUUCAUAUCCGACGACCAAGUCAUACGCAUCGGUGGCAGGCUCGAUCAAGCGCAACUGCCGUACAACACCAAACAUCAAAUUCUCCUCCCUGGCACGCAUCGGUUUACCAAACUACUGGUCGACUAUUACCACCGAAAACAUCUCCACGCAGCUCCACAACUCCUUAUCAGCAUUCUUCGAACCCGGUAUUGGUGCAACAGCAUGGACCAGCAUGAAGCAGCCAGCAGCGGAGACGAUUAG
Molecule: messenger RNA, 1233 nt
Organism: Uranotaenia lowii
Lineage: Eukaryota; Metazoa; Arthropoda; Insecta; Diptera; Culicidae
Exons: 2
Coding region: 1-1233 (410 amino acids)
Source: RefSeq, a predicted model, not a curated record